Messenger RNA from Vairimorpha ceranae, 468 nucleotides. RefSeq lists its product as hypothetical. NCBI's taxonomy places the organism in Eukaryota, Fungi, Microsporidia, Nosematidae. The record is from RefSeq and is a predicted model, not a curated record. The transcript has a single exon. Bases 1 to 468 code for a protein of 155 amino acids.
AUGGCAACGACUAUUGGGGUUUCAAAGUCAGGAUGCGGCGCCUCGAUUGUAACAAUGGAGUCCUCUCUUGUUCAAAAAGCUGGAACUCAUAUGCACAGUAAUAAUCUUACAACAAUCAUUAAGUUCCAAAUGAGGGUUUUUUUUAAGUCAAAACUUUUGGAGAAUCCGUUUAUUUCUGCAAAUAAAUUAUAUGAUGCAGCAUUGAUUUUUAUGAAUAGUUUUUAUUCAUAUGAUGAAUUUAUUCUGGGAUUUGCACCUUCCUAUUUUUCACUUAAAACCAGUUUAUAUAGAUGGAAAGCAAAAAUUUUGCCAAAUGGCGACCUUUUAGCAAUACGGAAUUUUAAUUUUAACGAGUUUAUUUUACCAAACGGGCAUAAUACUCUAAUUUUUAAAGAACUAGAAAUACAUAAAAUAAUAAUUAUGGGCGAUCUAGAUUUUAUUGACCGGUUUGCUACUGCAAGAAACUAG